Messenger RNA from Aphanomyces astaci, 570 nucleotides. RefSeq lists its product as hypothetical. The transcript is spliced from 3 exons. The record is from RefSeq and is a predicted model, not a curated record. Bases 1 to 570 code for a protein of 189 amino acids. Lineage: Eukaryota; Oomycota; Saprolegniomycetes; Saprolegniales; Verrucalvaceae.
AUGUUGCGCCGGCCGAUUGCGGUAGUAGCCCAAGGUAGUGGCGGAAGUAGUCGAUGGGACAAGGAAGCGUCCGAGUUCUGGAAGCAAAUGCCGUCCAAAGAGAAGCCGGCCACGUCCCGCGGUGGCCGAGCAUACGUGGCAGCCGGAGUGACGUUGCUGGCGGGGAUCGGAUGGUGGUGCGUCGGGACCUUCGGGGCGACGCCCGCAUUGUCCACGGAGGACAACGUCCGAGCGAACUGUACUACGUUGGCGGUGCAAUCCAAGUGGCAUCAAGACAUGUGCCAGAAAGUCUGCCCCAACAACGAGUUCAACGAAGCUUGCAUGAGUGGGUGCUACUUCGGUACGCUGACCAUCACCAAAGGCGUGUGCGCAAAUCGAACCCUCGACGCUCCGCUGUGGACGUCGUGCGAGUUUCAAGUGGAUUGCGCCGGGGCGUGCGUGGAAUACGCGUCGGUGCGGCCGAUUCCGGCCAAGCGGAACGCAUGCGAAGGGGGAUGCAACUCAGUUGUGCCAUCAGCAUGCAAACGAGCGGUGGACAUCUUCGAUCGGGCUGUCAAGGGCAACAAGUGA